UUCCUUCUCUGCAAUUUCUUACUUAUUUCUUCUUUCUUCUUCUCCUUCCUUCUGUGUUCUACUCAUCAAAAAAACCAAUGAUGAUAAUAAAACCACACAUAAAUUAGGGUUCUCUCUGGAUUUUGCGAGAGAUAUGGAGAUGGAGACAGAGACGGAGACGGAUACGGAGACAGAGACGGAGUACGAUGUUGAUAUGGAUACAGAUAUGAUGGUGUUCGAAGUGACUGAAAUCGAUUUGGAUUACGAGUUUGAUGCUGCUCAUUGGUUUGAUUUUACUCGGGAAGAGUUGGCUUUGGAGUCUCGUGCUGCUGAACUUUGGUUUGAGACCGCUCAGUCUUAUCCACCGUCUCCUUUUGCAGUAGAAUUGAUUAUGAGAGAGAAGGUUUUGUCUGAAGACAAGACUGAGUCUUUGUCAAAAUCAGAAGUUGGGGAAGUUACGGUAGAUGUUCAAGAUGUGAAUGAAAUAGGAAAUGGAACGAGGUCUGGGGUGUUUACUUUCAUCCAAGGUGGUACUUUGAACAAAGAUCCAAAUGAGUCCUUACAUAAAGGACCUACAUUUAGCAAUCGGACUCCUUCUGAUAAACUGAAAUACCGACCAAAGUCAAGCAUCAGGCCUAUACCAAGAGGCUCAACAUUGAUGAAGCCUACUGCUAGCCUAUUGGCAAAGCUAGAUAAUGCCAGACUGCAAAGGCAAGUGGAUGAAAGUAAGGAGAAAGGCUUGUUUCCUUCAACUGGAUCUGAAAUGCAAUCUGCUAAAAGACAGAAGCUCGAGGGAGGUCUACUUCGUAAGGUUGCUGAAGUGACGCAGGAAACGAAUUUGGUCCAUAAGUUACUCAAGAAGGAUCUCGAUAAAAACUCACUACAUGCGAGGAUGAAGAUUACUGUCCCUCAGGAGCCUGACUUUGCAACAUCACAUAGAGCAAAUAGGAUAAGGCACAGGAUUGAUGCUAAGUUGGAGCAGGACUCAACAUCAGUGUAUGGGUUCAAAGCACGCCCCUUGAACCGAAAAAUCUUUGAGGCUCCAUCAUUACCCAUUCGAAAAAAGAGCACUCCUAAACUACCAGAAUUUCAAGAGUUUCGCUUGAAGACCUCGGAAAGAGCUAUGCAACAUUCAUCAGCAGUGUCAACGUCGCCAUAUCCGGGAAAUAAUAAUCGUAAGGAGUCAGAUAAGCCUAAUACAACAGCAUAUCUUGACGGUGUUAACAGAGAACCAAGAAGACCAAGAGCUAUGGAUACACCUAAGGAUGAUGAUAGAAAACACCUCUUGAAAGCUCGGCCUCUUAAUAAUAAGAUACUUUCAAGUGGACAAGACAUUGGCAUUUUCACAAAAAGCAAGCGAGAAACUACAACUCCCGUGGGGUUUAGGUUUCACUCAGAAAGGAGAGCUCAACCAAAUUUGCCGACAGACCUUUUCAGUAAGCUCUCCUUAUCAUCCGAACUCCAGCAAAACAAUGGAUCUCACUCAAGAUUUGAUCAGCCUGAACAAAAAACAAGCAAGUUUGCGAGGAAACCGAUGGUACAACACUGUGUAAUUCCUGAAACUAGCCGGCAAUGGACUUCUUCUCGGAGUGGUAAGCUCGAAGCAGCGGUGCAACUAAAUUAACAAGAGCGUAGCUGAUCGUAGAAAAGAAUCCUUCUUAGUUAUAUGAAUCAUCUCCAUUCUUUUUUGUACAUUAAGACUUGGUUCUCUUAGGUGACAACUAUUCAAAAAGAAGGCUAACAUUAUGAAGAACUAAAAUCUGUCUCUCAAGGGGGUGUGGGUAUGACAUUGUGGUCGGCUAAUUUUGGCAAAGGAUAUGUAUAUUGUGGAUACUCAUUUCUUGAUAUGAAUUAUAUACAAAGAGAGGUUCAACAUCAGUUUUGGGGUUUUGAAACAAUAUAUGUUAAACCGUUAUAUGUAUUGAUCUGUGAUUUAUGUGAUGAAUGAAUGAAGCCAUAUACUCCUUGCAA
This is a messenger RNA of Camelina sativa (false flax), 1950 nucleotides long. RefSeq names its product protein TPX2. Gene Ontology annotation, molecular function: protein kinase activator activity; microtubule binding. Gene Ontology annotation, cellular component: nuclear microtubule; spindle. Lineage: Eukaryota; Viridiplantae; Streptophyta; Magnoliopsida; Brassicales; Brassicaceae. Gene Ontology annotation, biological process: regulation of mitotic spindle organization; activation of protein kinase activity; mitotic spindle assembly. The record is from RefSeq and is a predicted model, not a curated record.